UUUAGAGAAGUACGAAUAAUGUUUUUUUUUGAUCACCCCAAUAUAGUUAAACUUUAUGAAGUCAUUGAAACUGACAAAACYCUGUAUUUGAUCAUGGAAUAUGCGAGUGGAGGGGAGGUAUUUGACUAUCUUGUUGCUCAUGGGAGGAUGAAGGAGAAGGAAGCAAGGGCAAAGUUUCGUCAGAUUGUAUCUGCUGUACAGUAUUGCCACCAGAAGCAUGUUAUUCAUAGGGAUUUAAAGGCUGAAAAUCUUCUAUUAGAUAGUGAGAUGAACAUCAAGAUAGCUGAUUUUGGYUUUAGUAAUGAAUUCACACCCGGCAAUAAGCUGGAUACGUUUUGUGGAAGCCCACCGUACGCUGCUCCUGAACUCUUUCAAGGCAAGAAAUAUGAUGGCCCUGAAGUGGAUGUGUGGAGUUUGGGAGUCAUUCUGUACACACUAGUCAGUGGUUCGUUGCCUUUUGAUGGACAGAAUCUUAAGGAAUUACGGGAAAGAGUACUUAGAGGAAAAUAUAGAAUACCCUUUUACAUGUCAACAGAUUGUGAAAAUCUCCUGAAACGAUUCUUAGUAAUUAAUCCUCAAAAAAGAGCCAAAUUAGAGCAAAUAAUGUCAGACAAGUGGAUGAAUAUAGGAUGUGAAUUAAAUGAGCUAAAACCUUACUUAGAACCGGCACCCGAUUUUAAAGAUGAAAAUAGAAUGGAAAUUAUGCUACAAAUGGGAUUUACAAAAGACGAAAUUACAGAAAGCCUGUCAAACAAUCGGUAUGAUGAAGUAAUGGCGACAUACUUGUUGCUGGAUGAAAGAAGAUUGACCAUCUCGUUACGAAACGUGAAUGGCCCUAGUGACCCACUCAUGAACAGCAGUAGUUCCAUAAGGCAAUCAGACUCGUCAACAGGAUCGUCCUCAAGACCAGUAAGACCAGCACGGACUACCAGCUCAAGACCACGUGAUCGCGACGGCAGAGAAUUACCGAGAAGAUAUUCACAUGGACCGCACGAAAGGAGCGGGCAUCGUUCAACUACAGGGGAGGGCAGACAGGGUAAUCAAAGAGGGCAUAGGACAAGUGCUACGGCUGACAGUAGUAUACCAACGCCACAGGGACGGCCGUCAACUAGACCAGGGAUGGACAGACAAGCUAGUGGACCAGUACCAGAGGAACGACUUCCAACUACAAUCGGCCGAGCAUCAAAUCCUAACAAAGCUGAGAUACCUGAAAGAGAAGACAACUCACGGAGCAGAGGGCGUGCUCAACGGCAACAUAGUAUGCCACCAGGAAUGUCCCGCCGAAAUACGUUUGUGUGUGAACGAAGAGCAGAGAAGGGUGAAGAAAGAAAUAACUCGACACAGACAGGCUCGUCACAACUAGAAGGCAAAGAACCAAGUAGUACAACACCUCCAGAGGCAGGACCCAGUCGACCUCCACCACCUAAAGCCGGGUUAACUAAUCGCCUUGAACCAGUGCGUAGAUCGCUACCCCCUGUUGCCUCGCAUCAGGAAGAUAGAUAUAGGCCUGGCUCUACGCCGAACUCCAAUAUUCCAGUCCCGUCGAGACUGGGAACACGUAAUAUGCCAGCACGUAGUACUUUCCAUAGUGGUACAGCACGCGAACGACAGCGGGAUGAUGGGUUGUCAAGAGCGCAUGAUCCAAACAGCCCUGGAGUGUCCAAUAGACCGUCGCUGUUUAGCAAACUGACUUCACGGUUUAGUAAGAGGGCGCGUGGAGGCGGGGAUUCAGGCUCAAAGUCCUCACCCGAUCAAGGGGCCAGUGGGAGGACGAGGUCUCGGUCCAUUCGAAGAACGCUCGCUAGACUCUCAUUCAGAAAGCAGAGAAAAAGGUCUGUUGGAGACUCAAAUGACAAACCGCGCUCACUUCGAUUUACGUGGAGUAUGAAGACUACAAGCACUUUGGAUCCCUAUGAUAUGAUUAAAGAGAUAGUCAAGGUCUUGGAAGCUAAUAAUUGUAACUAUGAACGAAAAGAGAGGUAUCUAAUGCAUUGUUGCCAUGGCAGUCCGCCGGAGAAUAACCACGUGCAGUGGGAAAUGGAAGUAUGCAAAUUACCUCGAUUGUCACUCAACGGUGUCCGAUUUAAGCGUAUUUCCGGUACCGCUAUUAAUUUCAAGAACAUCGCAUCAAAAGUUGCAAAUGAAUUAAAAUUGUGAUGGCCAUUCGCGUCAGGAAAACAAUCCAGUCGCAUCAUGUCCGUCGUGACACUGGGAAUGCCGUAUUGUUGCGUGACGUCUGGGAUGCGUUCUUUUGAAUUGAUAUGGAUUGCGUUACUAUUGUAUUCUCACUGUCGUGACACAGCAAAGGAAUAUUAUUGGUUGGUCGAAUAUCGUAUCGUGCAAUGAUUACCAAGUGUUGCGGAUUUUAAAUUGUCACAAAACACCGAUAACCGAGGGAGACUGAACACAUCCUCGUUUCUUGGUCAAUAUUAACAUUGUCUAUCACGUGGUUUAUCACGUGGGCUGUUACGUGGUUAUCACGUGACGUAAUUCUCUGUACAGUGUAUAAGUGUACAUAGUAGUAGGAACUAUUAUUUAAUUCUUACUGGAGUGCAUUCUGUGGGCAGCGGUCUGCGUUCAGUUACUGUGUGUUACUCGAUGUAUUAUACCUCACUAAAGAAUCGUUAUCAUCCUUCCUAGACAUUGAACUGAGCUACAAGUUUACCGAUUCGAAAAAUGGUUUGUCCAUGCAGACAAAAUUUUGACAUGAAGAUUUUAAACAAUUUUUAUUACAAUUUAUUCAUCAUUUUUUGAAUCUGGCUACACACCGUCUUCUUCACCAACCAAAUUCAUUCAAUUUAAAUGAAAUUUUUAUUCUGUGAUUAGAAGUAGCUAGUGCACGUCUUAUAAUAAGGGAUUUAUGCUAACGUAAAUGGUUUUAAUGACUGGGGCUAUACAAUCUUUGCAGUCAGGAUAUAGGCAAAGUUAGUCUGAAUAGCAGUGGCCGAAGACUGGUCUAGGCUUUCGCGAGAAAUUCGUUGAUAUGUGUUUAUUGUUGGUGUUGCUGUGGUUAUUGUUUGUUGUAAUGUGUCUUAUUGUAAUUGUUGUUGUCGCUGUUCUUGUUCAUAUAGUUGUUAAUGUUUUUGUUUUGUUUUUGCUAAUGCAAUAUGUUGUUGUUCUUGUUGUUGAUAUCGUUUAUGUUUUGUUUUGCUACUAUAUGUUGUUGUUGUUGAUAUCGUUAUUUGUUGUUGUUGCCCUAAUUUGGUUAGUGUUGUUUUUGUGUUGUCUGUUUUGCUGUUUACAUUUCUUUCUUUCCAUUUUUUUGAUUCACUAUAAUAUCUCAUUACUCUUGUAGUCUCAGAUGCUCUGUCCACAAAGUUUCGAUUCUUUAGUGGGGUAUACUACUAUUGUUGUCCAAUAUGCACAUCACUCUAUACCACAGUGGCUUCUAAUGGGCUUUGAUUCACUCUAAGUAGAUUGUAAAGGUUAGUUGCCGAAGUAUUUGAGAUGGGUGGGGAGGGUGGGGGUGUGCACUGCUGGGUGAUUUCUAGGCCAUUAAUUGUGCUUUUAUGCACCUAAGACUAUUAUUAUGGCUAUUAUUUUAUCGAUAAAUUCAAAUUCCAAAUAGAUUCAAUUUAUACUGGCAAUUGGUACUUCUCUUAGGAGUGAUUUCAUUCAAUCUGUGAAAAUAUACAUGAUAAAGCUGGUUGUCAAAAAACCUUUUUAUUUUCGGAUCGCUAGCACAAUUGUUCUCAUUUAGUGAAUUUCGCAGGUUUGAUAUAAUCACUUUUAGUGAAUUCAGUUGAAGUGUGUAAUGAUAUCUAGGAGUAUUCAUUCGAGACUUCUACUGAUUUUACUGAACUUCACAUAUCUUCUAUUUUUGACGACUUCCACAGCAACGAAGUCACUUGUCCGUAUCGCCACUAAAUCAAAAGUACCUUAAAAAUCGAUUUAAGAAAUGGAAAGAGCUCGGGAAAAAAAAGAAUAAAAGUAUAAAGUUUCGGAAUUUGCUGCACAAGAGAAGUAUGGCGCCCAUUUUAUUGUUGUAAAGCGACAGAAAUCUUGGAGCAUGAAGAAAUGCACAGAGAAUCUCAAAGCAGUAAAAAUUCUUCAAAAGACCAUGGGGAAUUUUAUCGACAAAUCAUGUCAUUUACGAAAACUCGAAAGCAUUUGUGGGACAAGCCGCGAGCGUUUGAUUCCCACGCUUUCUUCUGAUUGGCUAAUCGCAUACUCGCGCUUGGUUUCCAUGAAUUCAAGAUGGCGGUCGAGUCUGUUCACCCACAAAAGUUCUCCAAAAGAAUUCGCCGUAAAUGGCAGGAGUUGUCAUUCGUAUCAAAACAACAUUUAUUCGAUUUAGAAAUAUAAAUAGUUAGUAAUUUAAUCUUUUUCGCGCAGAUAUCCAUACUUAGAAUGAACAAUUUCACUAUGAAGCAUUUCCUCUUGUGAGACCAAACUUUGCACUUUUAUCGAUUUGGAGACGCUCCUUCAAUUUCUUGGGUUUAUUUGGGCACAAUGCUUGAUUUAGAUAAUUCUCAACUUUAAGUUGAAUGAAAUAAUUUUAAUGUAAUCAGGUUUUUAAUAAAUUAAGGCACAUUUUUACAGAUCCUCAGAACUAGAAAUGACAGAUUUGUAAGAAAAAAGUAUUUUAUCGAUCACAAAUGCUGAUCAGUCGUUUAAAGUACUACGUCAUCUCAGCAGUCACGUGGUAUGAACGAGCUCGUCCCAAGCUUCCUCACUGUGAGCAAUAGUUUCGGUUCAACUGUUGCGCGUUUUUAACUGUCUGGGAGCUUGGGACGAAGGGAAAUGAAAUCCUGCCCCAAUCUUCCGCUCGGGGAGUGAUGUUUAUUUAAUUGGCCUCAGCAGUGCUCGUUUCAACUUGACCGGGAGAGUGGGGCAAAGCGAAUGAAAAUUGGGCAAAUGAGUACAUUCUAAUAAUAAUUCUCUCCAAAUGUAGAACAAUAGUGUAUUAUGGGUUACGGACGUUCUUAUUACAUACAAAUGCUAUUACUAUU
Exaiptasia diaphana is the source of this 4952-nucleotide messenger RNA. Its product is annotated as MAP/microtubule affinity-regulating kinase 3. The transcript has 16 exons. Gene Ontology annotation, biological process: intracellular signal transduction; microtubule cytoskeleton organization; protein phosphorylation. Gene Ontology annotation, cellular component: cytoplasm. The record is from RefSeq and is a predicted model, not a curated record. Lineage: Eukaryota; Metazoa; Cnidaria; Anthozoa; Actiniaria; Aiptasiidae. The coding region runs from base 19 to 2157 and encodes 712 amino acids. Gene Ontology annotation, molecular function: tau-protein kinase activity; protein serine/threonine kinase activity; ATP binding.